Molecule: messenger RNA, 4618 nt
Organism: Diuraphis noxia (Russian wheat aphid)
Lineage: Eukaryota; Metazoa; Arthropoda; Insecta; Hemiptera; Aphididae
Source: RefSeq, a predicted model, not a curated record
ACUCACUCGACCCCGUUUACCGUUUUUCGGCACGUUCGCGCGUAGUUCGUCUUCGCACCAGUGCGACCGUAAUCGUUUUUCCCGCGAUUUCCCCGCUACGCCAAUACAAAUCGUAUUAUUAUUAUUAUUGUUGUUUUUGUUACCAUGUGAAAUCUAUCGGGCUCCACGACCCUGCUCACACGAGGGCUACAACGGUUUUCCGAUAUCCGGUGUAAGAAAUCAUCGUGUCGGAUCGGCGGCGCUGAUGUCCGACAACAUUUAAAAAUAAUCUUUAGUCGUGACGUCACUCGAUACGUCUAUCGUGUCGACCACUGUAUGUCUUACAAAUACCGAUUUCCGACUAGAAACAGUCAUCGUCUAAAGAAAAUUUCAUCGUGGCCCGGAGUCGUAUUCGGCAUAAUAACGUCAUCGUCACGGCCGAGUCUCUUUCAGAUUACGUAGAAGACUUAAAAUCCAAAACUUCACACGUCAAGUGUUCAACAUAAAGMAGUAAUUGAAUCAUUUAUUGGAGGAGAAACGUUUGACGGAGUUUGGUCGAUGGUUCAGUCCGCACAACAACAACAACAACAACAAUAAUAAAAGUGCCGUCGUGUCGUCACGGGACGGACGAUGAUCGACGGCGGAGGUACAGUGGAAGAACAGCAGGACAGCAGUGGCGAUGGCGGCGUUAGUGGACGGGACUCGGCUGUCAAUUACAAAACGAGAAAGCGGUCGGUGGACGCGACGGCCACGGUGGUGUACACUAUAACGGGCGGUGACGCGAAUCAGCUCCAGGACGUGCCACCACCGUCGUGGUCGUCGACGUGUGCGUGUUGCCCGCCGCCUGUCGGAUGCGCCGCCGUGCUACAGGGAAACGGGCCGCCGAGGCGUCGGCCACGAACGUGGACGUGUGGCGGUGCGACCGGCGGUGGUGGCGGCGUGUCGAGUCUGACCAGGAGCAGGACGUUCACGAGCAACUACGAACGGGCCAUAUCGUCGCUGUUGUGGCAGCCGUACGAGUGCCGGUCGUCCAGCAAUUCGCUAAACGACGACGGCGACGUGGCCGUCUGGCUCAGCGCCACCGGCCAGUAUGCACCGCUGUCCAGCCGUUCGUCGAUCAGUCUGUCCACCAUACCCAGGUCAGCCGGCUCGUGUUCGUCGUCGGUGUGCCGUCUGCUGGACGACGGCGGCGGAGACAAAACGCCUCCGCCGCCGUGCUGGUGUAGCGCGGAUACCGCGGCCGUCCUCGGUGACCCACAUAACGAGGAUACGGCCCGGACGACAACCGGUUACCGCUGUCCGCCGCAUGGAUCGCUGCUUCAGCGUCGAGGCACCGCCGCCGCCGCCGCCGUCGAAGGGGGACGACCGCUGCUGCGUUCACAACUCACCGCAGACGUUCAGUCAAACGUACAGCGUCCGACCUCGCGCAACGUGCMGUCUCGCUGUGUCAGUGCGGGUGAUUGGUGUUGUGAUAACGGAGACGUCGAUGUCGACGACGACGACGACGACGACGACGAGGAUUACUAUUGCGUUUACGAGGACGAAAACCUCAACCGAGUGGAUCACGACGUCGACGUUCGCGAUGAUAACCGAGUGCGCGCYGUAGUGCUGAUGGACAACGGGAGCGGUUUGAUAACCGGCGGCGGGGGCGUCGGCGUCGGCGUGACGGCGGACGGCGGUAAGCCUCAGGCGGCGGCCGCCGAGAGGACUUACGCGUCCACGGAAGCGCAGACGGACGAGACGGCGUGCUCGUCAGCGUACAGGGAACAGCGGCGGCGGGAACGGCGGGAACGCCGGCUGCAACAGCAACGACGCGUCCACCCGCCGCCGCCGCCUCCACCCGCGCUUUCGUCGUCGUCGCUGCUGCCGCCGCCACCGCCGCCGCUUCUGUUGCAGCAGCAGCAACAGCAGCAACCCGGUAUCGCCGUGUCUGUCGACCCGGACAGGCUGCCCGACCUGUUGCUCAACUCGCACCUCCCGCCACCGCUGUAUACCACCGUCGGCGGCGGCGUGUGCGAUGUCGCUAUGGCCACCCGGGYGGCCAACAUGCAGGCGUCCCUGUUGCCGCCCACCACGUUCCAACACCCCCAUCAGCCGCCCGGGGUGCCCGUCGGCUCGGCCGUCAACACGCCCGGUGGAUUUCGCCUGCCGUUUGGCAUCAUACCGGCCAGGAGACGAAGAUCGUUACACUAUUGCAGUGAAGAAGACACACCCAAAUCGUGUUGUGGUCUACUGACGUUACCAGACGCUACUAGUACGGUAUCCAUCAGGUGGUUCAUCAGCAUCGUUUUCAUAGCUGGGAUAUGUUCGGCACUCGUGGGUACUGUCUUGGGUGCUACCAGAGCUUCCGGUAGAGAACACCUCACGGUCGCCUUACUUAUGAUAGGCGUCGGUGUCAUUCUAGUGGCCAUCAGCGGUAUAGCGUGGCGCUUGACGGCCGGCCAAGAAGCGUCGUCGUGCGGAGCGGUGUUCGGGCUGGGCCGAUCGUUGGACGACGCGGCCGAAGCCAACCGGCGGUUCGUGCCCAGACUGCCGCCGUCCUACGGCCGUCCACACCAUCCCUACGCGGCCAUGAUGUAUCCCGAGUUCGAGUACAGAGCUCCGCCGCCGUCCUAUCAGGCGUCCAUGCAAGAGUACCGACUGAGACUGUUGCUGUUGGACAGACAGACGAACAUGCCGCCCGUCACGGCAUCGCCUCCGCCGACGUACAGGUCGCAACCCGGCACGCUGAUAAGAGGGCAAAACGUCUGUUGUCGCGGUGACCCCAACGAACUGUACCUGUACCAACCGUCGACGCUUCAGAUCAACCACCACCAGGCCGCCGACUACAGCGGCCCGCCCAGUUACCGGUCGCGGGCCAGCACGCUUCGGCCGGGCUGCCACCUGAUGAUGGACCCGACGGCCGGAGCAGUGGUCAUCGGAUCGACGGCGGUCAGCGGCCACCACAGCCGCAACUCGUCGCAACUGAGCGCGGCCAUGUCCGAGGCAGUGGGCGGUGGCGUGUUAACGGCCGCUACCGUGGACAACAAGGUGCCGCCGCCGCCGAUCGCCGACGACGACGACGGGGGCGGCGACGGUGGCCACGUCGGUAUCGUCGUCGGCGGUACAGUCGACGACAAUGUGCGUAACAUCGCGGUCGUCGUGGACGAAAAGCCCGCGGAYCGCCAUCACAUCGGUGGUUGCGGUCCGGUCACCAUAGUGCAAACCACGCCGGCCACCAACCCUCCGGGCACSGUCAUCGUGACCGUGUCCAGCGCCAACAACGACACCGCCAACGUCCGGUGCCGGGACACCGAAAUGGAAAUCCUGGCGCAUCUGUGAAACGGACAUCCGGAUGGCGACCAGACGGAAACGGAGUAAUAAUUGCGGUUUUUCUUCUCGACACUGCACUCGUUUUUCGCUAUUAAUACAACACUAUAUAAUGAUAUUAUCGUUCAUAUUGUAAUAAUGAUAUUAUAUUAUAACUAGUGAUUCGAACCGUUUGCGCGCGUUUUAUCCAAUAUUUUUAUAAGUUUAAUCUGCAUACUUAUUUUGUUUUUAUUAUUAUAUUAUCGAAUUAUUAUAUUAUAUUCGAACCAUAUAUAAUUUUAUCGUGACUCUUUUUUCACCACUAUCCUCGCAAAGUAACUGUAACAUUAGUAUUGAAAAAAAAAAAGAUUCGCGACUGGCUCUAAACUUGGCCCAAAUCAUUCUAGUAAUAAUUUAUUGUACGUUCGAGUGCGCGAACUCAGUUUUGCGCGCUAGCAUUUUCGCAAAUAUAAUAUUACUGAUGAACUCGUUGUUUAUACAUAAUAUUAUAACAUGCACAUAAUGUUUAUGUUAUAUAUAUAUAUAUAUAUAAAUAUUUUUUUUUUUUAAACUACUUAAAAGUAAUAAACACAAAUUGGUGUAGAAAAAUUGUACAGAAAACUCAUUACUUCCAACCCUUUGCCAUUUUCUCGUGAUAAUGAUAAUAAAAAAAACAUCAAACCCUUUUCAAAACAAUCCACGACCUUUGAUUUUAAUUUUUGUUUUUUAAUAAUUGAUACCAUUUGUUUGCACGAUAAUAAUUAUAUAUUUGUUAUUUAUGUGCGCUUAAUAUUUUAUAUUCUUAUCGACGACGACUGCUAACUGAUACGGAUGACCCUCCGUCAUGUAUAAUAGGUAUAUUUAUAACAGUAAAUAUURCCUAAUCUCGUGAGUGUGUUCCGUAAUAUUAUCAUUCGUUUUAAGUUUUUAAUUUAAUAUCGAUAUCGAAAUAAUAAAAUAGUCCCUAAGAGUAUAGUAUUAGGUAUUUACAACUGUGUAUAAUACCACGAUUAUAUUCGAUUGUAACAUUGUARUUGUACUGCAGCUGAUAAGUGAUAUCGUUUUCGGUCUUCAAACGUUAUAAAAAUUAUGUUAUCAUAAAUAUUGAAAUCACGAUUCGACGGCAUUAUUCACGUUAGUGACUUUGCAAUGAUAAUAUGGUCAAAAACACUAACUAUUAUAUCGUGUUUUAUUAGUUUUUAGGAAUUCUUAUUGUGACCUACAUGAUGUUUAUAAAAAUUUUUUUCGAGUCAUUACUCAAUUACGAGUGUGGCUACAUUAUUUACAAAACCACAUUAUUGUCAAAAAUGAUUGUGUUAUAUUACUAUUAUUAUAUAUAUAUAUAUAUAUU